Messenger RNA from Mus caroli (Ryukyu mouse), 7659 nucleotides. It is a transcript of the gene Prp4k, whose product is annotated as pre-mRNA processing factor kinase PRP4K. Gene Ontology annotation, molecular function: protein serine/threonine kinase activity; ATP binding. Gene Ontology annotation, biological process: mRNA cis splicing, via spliceosome; peptidyl-serine phosphorylation; peptidyl-threonine phosphorylation. The record is from RefSeq and is a predicted model, not a curated record. Lineage: Eukaryota; Metazoa; Chordata; Mammalia; Rodentia; Muridae.
UUCUAUCCGGAUUCUUAGCGCGGACUCCCGAGUGCCGCUUUUCUCUACGUGCUCCGCACAUGCGCGGCUGCUUGUCCCUUCUUCCUCCGCUUCCACUGGCGUCCACGGUUCGCCGAGCCGCCGCCAGCAUCGCGGAGGAGUCGGGGAGUUCAAGAUGGCCGCCACGGAGCCCCCGUCGCUGCGGGAGCAAGCUGAGAUGGAUGAUGCUGAUAAUUCUGAAAAGAGUGUAAAUGAAGAAAAUGGAGAAGUAUCAGAAGACCAAUCUCAAAAUAAACACAGUCGUCACAAAAAAAAGAAGCAUAAACACAGAAGUAAACAUAAGAAACAUAAACAUUCCUCAGAAGACGAUAGGGAUAAAAAACACAAACAUAAGCAUAAGCAUAAGAAACACAAACGGAAAGAAGUUAUCGAUGCUUCCGACAAAGAAGGCCUGUCCCCUGCAAAAAGAACUAAGCUUGAUGAUUUAGCUUUGCUGGAAGACUUGGAAAAGCAGAGAGCCUUGAUUAAAGCUGAGCUCGAUAAUGAGUUAAUGGAGGGGAAGGUCCAGUCUGGAAUGGGGCUCAUUUUGCAAGGCUAUGAGUCUGGUUCUGAAGAAGAAGGAGAGAUUCAUGAAAAGGCAAGAAAUGGGAACAGGUCCAGUACCAGGUCUUCCAGUACUCGGGGAAAACUUGAAAUUACGGACAACAAAAAUAGCGCAAAAAAGCGAAGUAAGAGCAGAUCCAAAGAACGGACCAGGCAUAGGUCGGACAAGAGGAAAAGCAAGGGCGCUGUGGAAAUGGUGAGAGAGAAAGCAAACAGGAGCAAGUCCAAGGAGAGGAGAAAAUCCAAAAGCCCGUCCAAAAGAAGCAAGUCUCAAGACCAAGCUAGAAAGUCAAAGUCCCCUCCACUCAGACGGCGGUCCCAAGAGAAAGUGGGGAAGGCCAGAUCUCCUGCUGAGGAGAAGGUGAAGAGUGAAGAGAAAGGCAAAAUAAAGGAUAGGAAAAAAUCACCAAUUGUAAAUGAAAGGAGUCGAGAUAGAUCUAAAAAAUCCAAGUCCCCAGUUGACUUAAGAGAUAAAUCCAAAGACAGAAGGUCAAGGUCCAAAGAGCGGAAAUCAAAACGAUCUGAAAUUGACAAAGAAAAGAAGCCAAUUAAAUCACCUUCAAAGGAUGCUUCUUCUGGGAAGGAAAAUAGGUCACCCAGUAGAAGACCUGGCCGUAGUCCUAAAAGAAGAAGUUUGUCUCCAAAACUUCGAGACAAGUCGAGAAGAAGUAGGUCUCCGCUUCUCAAUGACAGAAGAUCUAAGCAGAGCAAAUCGCCUUCUCGAACUCUGUCUCCAGGCAGAAGGGCCAAGAGCCGAUCCUUAGAAAGAAAACGGAGAGAACCAGAGAGGAGACGACUUUCUUCUCCGAGAACACGACCUCGAGAUGAUAUCCUUGGUAGAUGUGAACGGUCAAAAGAUGCCAGCCCCAUCAAUAGGUGGUCUCCAACCCGAAGAAGAAGUAGGUCUCCCAUUAGAAGGAGAUCCCGUUCCCCAUUGAGACGCAGCAGGUCUCCUAGAAGAAGAAGCAGGUCUCCUCGGAGAAGAGAUAGGAGCCGAAGGAGCAGGUCACGCUUGAGGAGAAGGUCUCGAUCACGGGGUGGUCAUAGGAGAAGGAGCAGAAGCAAAGUAAAGGAAGAUAAAUUUAAAGGAAGUCUCUCAGAAGGAAUGAAAGUUGAGCAAGAGUCUUCAUCUGAUGAUAACCUUGAAGAUUUUGAUGUGGAGGAGGAAGAUGAAGAGGCUCUGAUAGAACAGAGAAGAAUACAGAGGCAAGCAAUUGUGCAGAAAUAUAAAUAUCUUGCUGAAGAUAGCAAUAUAUCUGUACCAUCUGAGCCAAGCAGCCCCCAGAGCAGCACAAGAUCACGAUCUCCUUCACCAGACGACAUCUUGGAGCGAGUUGCUGCUGAUGUAAAAGAAUAUGAGCGGGAGAAUGUUGAUACGUUUGAGGCCUCAGUAAAAGCCAAGCAUAAUCUAAUGACAGUGGAACAGAAUAACGGCUCAUCUCAGAAGAAGCUUUUGGCACCUGAUAUGUUUACAGAAUCUGAUGAUAUGUUUGCUGCUUAUUUUGAUAGUGCUCGUCUCCGAGCUGCUGGCAUUGGGAAAGAUUUCAAAGAAAAUCCCAACCUCAGAGAUAAUUGGACAGAUGCAGAAGGCUAUUACCGUGUGAACAUCGGGGAAGUCCUAGAUAAACGUUAUAAUGUGUAUGGCUACACUGGGCAGGGUGUGUUCAGCAAUGUUGUACGUGCCAGGGAUAAUGCAAGAGCCAACCAGGAAGUGGCUGUAAAGAUCAUCAGGAACAAUGAACUCAUGCAAAAGACUGGUUUAAAAGAGCUAGAAUUCUUGAAAAAACUUAAUGAUGCUGAUCCUGAUGACAAGUUCCAUUGCCUACGCCUCUUUAGACACUUUUACCACAAACAGCAUCUCUGUCUCGUGUUUGAGCCUCUCAGUAUGAAUUUGCGAGAGGUAUUAAAAAAAUAUGGUAAGGAUGUCGGUCUCCAUAUUAAGGCUGUACGAUCGUACAGUCAGCAGUUGUUCCUGGCAUUGAAACUCCUUAAAAGAUGUAAUAUCCUACAUGCAGAUAUCAAACCAGAUAAUAUUCUGGUUAAUGAAUCCAAAACAAUUUUAAAACUUUGUGAUUUUGGAUCGGCCUCACAUGUUGCAGAUAAUGACAUAACGCCUUAUCUUGUCAGUAGAUUUUAUCGUGCUCCGGAGAUCAUUAUAGGUAAAAGCUAUGACUACGGUAUCGAUAUGUGGUCUGUAGGUUGUACCUUAUAUGAACUCUAUACUGGAAAAAUCUUAUUCCCUGGCAAAACUAAUAACCAUAUGUUGAAGCUCGCCAUGGACCUUAAAGGAAAAAUGCCAAAUAAGAUGAUCCGGAAAGGGGUAUUCAAAGAUCAACAUUUUGACCAAAACCUGAACUUCAUGUACAUAGAGGUUGAUAAAGUAACAGAGAGGGAGAAAGUUACUGUCAUGAGCACCAUUAAUCCAACUAAGGACCUGUUGGCUGACUUGAUUGGGUGCCAGCGACUUCCUGAAGAUCAACGUAAAAAAGUACACCAGCUAAAGGACUUGUUGGACCAGAUCCUAAUGUUGGACCCAGCUAAGCGAAUUAGCAUCAACCAGGCCCUGCAGCAUGCAUUCAUCCAGGAAAAAAUUUAAAUGAGAUGAAGAAACUCCAAGGGUUUGAGUAAUUAAAUACAAAGACUGAAGAAAUUUCACAGCAGUUUAUUAUUAAUGUAUAUAAACUUAUAAAUAUUUCUGCAGCAAAUUUGAGGAAGCAUGAUAUAUUUGAAUUAACACCGAGGGUGAUAUUUCUUUUAGAAAUGUUAGUUAAUCUGUUUUGUGUCUUAUGUGAAAUUUCACUGUAGAAAUGUUUUAAUUGCCAAGACUGCACAGAAUUACAGUGCUAAUGUAUAUGGUUGCAGUUCACAUAAAAGACAAAAGCGUCUGUUAUGAGUGGCAGUGCUGGGUGGUUGAUUUGUUUUUAGCAGACUUGGCUUCAGUUUGCUCUUCAGAUACAAUGGCCAGCAUAAAUGCUGUUUAUAUUCACGUUUUCCUAGGUGUGUGUGUGCAGGCCACAGCAGCAUGCCCUUGGUGUAGUCAGUGCCGAAGGGAGUCUGUUCCUUCUUGAGCCUGCCUGCAGGGAUGUCUCCUCUUUUAAAGCAGGUUGUGUACAACAUUCAGUACACUGAAGGUAAGCUAAACCAUCAACAUCACCAGUGUUUUAAGAUGUUAUUUUAUUGGAAUAAUUGAAAAUGAGGGAUAGCUUUGUGGCAGAAUUCCCUGCAUGUGUGAUAACUGAUCUUGUUUUACUUUUUCGCAUCGCAACUGUGGCAUAGUUACAGUUUCUGUUCUGUUCAUCACAUUUACAAUUGAAGCGUAUGCGCUUGAUGGAUAGAGCGCCUUCAGUGUACUGUUUCUUAUUAACUUCACUUUUUAUUAAAUCAACUUGCUAUAGACUUUAUACAUUUUGUUAAAUACAGUUCUUAGUGACAUAGAGACUGCAUAGUUUUCAUUUACUAAUUAAAAUGUUGAGGCCUACUUCUGAAAGUCCUCAUAUUUAAAAGAUAGACAACAUAAUGAGAUUUUUAACUAUUUGUAUGUCAUUUUGAAAGUGUACUGCUUUAUGGUAAAAGUGUUUUUCAUUUGUUCAUUGUUUGCAUUAUUUGUGAUCAUGUUGUCUUUCAAUACAGGCAUAAACCUUCCACUCUUGAACAAAGCAGCUGCUUUUUAAAAGCGGUAAUUGCUUCUUUACCUUUUAUUUCUUUUGUAAAUGAAGCUUUUCUUUUAAAAUGUGACUUUAAAGUGUUGUCUAUUGCAUAAACAGUUGACACUCACUUACUGUAAUGAGAAGAUUGUUCUGCAUGGGAAGUGGACCGUGCAGAUUUCUGUAUGUUCUCAGUAUGCAUCACUAGAUAAUAAAGUCUUUUGUGAACAAGGCAUUUGUAGCCAUUUUUAAAAGAUUUUGUCUUCAGUGCUGGUAAGUCAGGUAAACUGUAAAUAGUUAAAGCAGUCUGUUUUUCUCCUGAAAGGAUUACCUGCUAAAGAUGUAACUCAGUAUAGCCUUAUUUCUAAAUUGUUUUAAUAAUUAAGGUCUUAAUUAUUUCAUCCAGAAAAAGUUCUUCAAAUGUUGUCAGCUUUCAGUGUAGUGAGGUUAUUCCUCAGUGUAGUAGGUUAUGGGGUAUAACUCAGGAUUUAACUAAUGUUUCUGCUAUUUUCUCACUUUUCCUUUUGAUGGUGCGGAAAGAGAAAAAGGAAAACGGGGCACAGGCCAUUCGACGCCUUCUCCAAGGGGUCUGAUUUGCUGAGACACCAGCUUCACCUUCUUAACAAGGUUAUUUCUGACAGCAUGUGUAGAUAAACAUUUAGCAGCAAUUUAAAACAAAAUCAUGUAAAUCAGCUUGGUUUUGCGACACAAAGGAUUGUGUAUGUUUAAGAUGGUAGAGAGGAUUUUUAAAAUCCUUUGUAAUCUUUUCUGUUUGGGAGUGGGUAAACUCACUGUUUGUCUCCCUGAGGAUUAGGGAGAACAGUAACAUUUGGGGGUUUAAAUAGUAUUUUUACAUUGUAAAUGGGAUUUUUUUAUUCACCCAGGCACCUAAUUACAACAAGCAUGCACAUUUUGGUGCAUUCAAGAAUGGAAUAGCAGAAUAGCAGCAUUCUCCUGGUGGGCUAUGCUCCAUUUAAAGACAUGAAAUGAACUGCACAGCCAGGAAGGUGAUAGAUGAGAUAAUAAACCACCUAUGAACUACACCCGUCUCCUCAUGGUUAGACUAAAAUAAACACACGGCAAUUUCCAGCUACAGGUAGAGUGAGGCCUUUUAAAUAAGGCAUCACGGGCGCAGCGUCCACCUUAAUGAUAUGGGUAGGGAUUUUCCCACCAUGCUUACUUUACUUUGGUGCUAUUAUGCUGCAUAUUCAGGUCUUUUAUAGUUGUUUUCACUCAAAAUAGUAACUGCUUUCUUCUGAUGAUUUUCAUGGCUUCAUUUUGUAGUUAUUUAAUAAGUUGAUUUCCACUAGAAACAGUUCAUCUUAUGCCUUCAAAGCUUUUGCCUGCUCUUUAAAAACACAAAGUUGCUUGUUACUUGUUCUUUGUGUUUUAGGUGCAGCUCACUGGAAGAUGACGGCAGCCAGAAGACAUGAGCCAAGGUUUCUGUCCCAUAAAAGAUCUUUUCAGUUCUCAUUUAGUGUGUGUCUGACUUGUAGUUUCAGCGUUACAGUUUGGGUUUCAUUGCUGUGGUAUUAGAACAGUGCUGUUGUGCCCAUCUGUAAAGUGCUCCUUGUAUAUCAUAGUUCCUGCAGCUACAGCCUUCCUCGAAAGUAAAAAGCAAGUUUAGUCAUAAAAAGCCCACAUUUCAUAGCUGUCAGAAUUAGGUCCUAAAGAUCACUAAGAAAAAAAAUAGCUGUCAGGUUAGUGUACAUUUGAAAAUAACCUGCAAGUUGCAUGUGGUAGCCACACCUGUAACCUCAGCACGCCUGGAGUGGAGGCAGAAGGAUGUGGGGUUCAAGGUCUGCCUGGCCUAUCAGAGCUUUUUUUUUUAAUGCUUUGGCUUUAAGCAGGUGCCUAAAUCAUAAGAGUAGCCUAGGAUUUUAACAAGCUAGUCAACUCCUUUAAUAGCUGUGCUUUGUUUUAGUUCUUUGUGAGCAACUUUUUAGUGUCAGAGACAUAAAAUAGUAAUGGCGGGUGUUGGGGAGGUGAGAAAGGUGGUUCUAUACCAUCACCUUCCUGACCUUUAAGGAACCGGGGAACUGCACUAGAUAAACGUCCUUGUGUUUGAUGUGGUAACCUCACUGAGGUAGACGUUUGGAGUUAUGUAAGGCCUCUCUUAGGUUUAGGUCAGUUGUGAAUGAUCUAUUGGACAGACCUGCAUUCAUGGUUCUGAGUAGCUGGAAAGCCUUCAGGUGAAGCUGACAGGAAGUUCAAGCUUUCAUACUUGAUAGCAGAAAUGACAAGGCAUCACCUAACCUGAGGGCCAUAAAACUUUUUUUGUGUUUAGAAAAUUUUUAAAGCCAAUUUAUGUUUUUUUGUGGGAAAUAAAGAAUACCAAGAUAUGUGGAUAUUCAUGUAAUCAUUAUUUACAUGGGCAAUUAGUCCAAAGACCUUGUAACAUUUUUCUGGGCAGUCCAUGCACACACCUUGAAGAGGGUUCAGAAAACUCUUAAGCAGUUUUUCUGAGGUCAAAGGAGGAACAGCCAGCCAGGAAGCAUUCAUCAGAAACGUUAGGUCUCUUGACAGACUUUGUUCUCAAGGACCUUCAGAUAUGAGGGAGUUGGGCAAUUCUGAAGAGGAUCAGCAUUCUGUUAUAACCAAGGACCUUCCGGUGUUUGUAUUUACGCUCAAGUCCUAAUUAACAACGGUCUGUUUCUUCAUUCCCAGUGGCUACUUCCUCAGCUAUUUUAUUUUUAAAAAACAAUGUGAUUUUUACCAUUGCAAUUACCAUCUUUUUUUUUCCCCCCGUAACAAGAUUAAAUUUCUCAGGACACUUUUGGGAUACAAAAUACAUAUUUUAUGGUAUGUAGCAGAGUUAGUGAAAUGUAAUGUUCUCAUUUUGGCCCCAGAUUUGCAUUUCUUCUAGUCUACUCUAGCAUCUUAGGGAGAAAUAGACUCGGAAAUGAAACAAAGGAAUUACAUGUGUGAAAAUUUAAAUUAUUUAAGGAAUGAGUGUGUAAUUUUUGGAUAAGAUUGUAUAGUGAGAUAUGACAAUAUAGUAGGUGAUCUUCCUCCUUAUGGUAGCAUUUGGGCCCUAUAGGUAAUGUUUUAUGGCUCUUAUACGUUCAACAUGAAUUUAUUCUACAUGCAAUGUCCUAAUAUAAAUGUUCACUGCAAAUCAUUUGUAAUUUUUCCAUGUCAGUGUUGAAUACAGUUGACUAAGGUUCGGGAUUUUUUGUUUUUUGUUUGUUUUGGGGCUUCCUUGCCAUACCACUGUAGCAUCCUUACUUUUUCUUCUUCUGUGUAUAGGGUAAGGGACUGUUCUUCUGAAGAGCCAUUCCAUUUAGUGAUCAAGAUACGGAAGCUGAUCUAAGAAAAUGUUGUGUAUUCUAACUGUUCUUGACACCAUUUGAGUUGUAACUUACAUUGUAGCAGCCAAUGAUCCCAAACGACUUAAUAGGAAGCUUAAUAAAGUGUGCCUCUUGCUACCAUA